Molecule: messenger RNA, 6044 nt
Organism: Nasonia vitripennis (jewel wasp)
Lineage: Eukaryota; Metazoa; Arthropoda; Insecta; Hymenoptera; Pteromalidae
Exons: 10
Coding region: 466-2874 (802 amino acids)
Biological process (GO): G protein-coupled receptor signaling pathway
Cellular component (GO): membrane
Molecular function (GO): G protein-coupled receptor activity
Source: RefSeq, a predicted model, not a curated record
AAAAGCUCGCGCUACUGGCCGGCGAUCAAAGCCGCCGCGACGAUCCUGCGACGCGCACGCGAAAGCUCCUCGCGCUCCUCUCCUACACACACUUACUACACGCGCGUAUACUUUGCCUAUCGCGCGCUGCUGUGCGAAAGCAGGUGUGGAUCCGCGCUUCGGAGACACCAUCAGCUGCUGCUCUUGUUAGCGCGCCGAGAACCUCUUUUCUUGGGACGAGGAGAUAAGGGCCAGUGUGUUCGUACGCUCGAGAACGAGGGAAAAUAAUGAUACCGCACUUGGGAGGAAACGCGCGGGGCUGCUCUCGGCGGCCGGAGAUGAGGACAUUAGGGCCAAGGAUGACGAUGAUCGGCGGAGGGUCGGCGGACGCGUGAAAAUCCUCCGCAACCAUACCCCCUACUACUGCCUCGCGACGAUACGUAGCCGCAAGAAGCAACAGCCCGAAGUCGGCCGCAGCCGAGAGGUAUGGGCCCUUGGGCCUUAGGCGUGCCACUCGUCCUCGUCUCCGCUCUGGGACUACUGCUCAACGCCUACGUUCUGCUCGUCGUUCUCGGCCUUGGCAAGCAGACUCAACAACAACAAACAGCUAACACGCUGCUGCUGAUACACUUGGGGGCGGUCGAGGCGGCUGUCUGCAUCGUGCUGCUGAUCUUCGCGACGGGCUCGUGGCCGGCCGCCGGUACCUGGUGUGUCCUGCACGGCUUCUUGCUGGCGCUGCUGCAUCCUGUCGCUCUGUGGACCGUCACCGGACUCAACUGCGACAGGUACUACGCCAUAGCAGCACCUCUGCACUACUCAGCCCUGGUCUCGCCCCGCCGGGUAGCUCUGGGUCUGGCAGUCUCCUGGACCGGUGCCUUGUUACUCUGUUUGCCGCCGUUCUCGGGACUGGUUCCGCCGUACCGCUACGUUCCUGGACUGGGCUGUUGCGCGCCGGACUUCGGCAACGGCGGCUGGGGUUCCGCGGGUUCACUCUACGGUGCUAUCUAUGCGAUCCUCGGACUCGCGUUACCAGCGCUCCUCGUGACAGUUUGCAACCUCAGGGUCCUCGGAAUCGCCCGUUACCACCGUCACCGCAUCGCCAGCGCCAUCUACGAGGUGACGCUCAGCGCGCAAGUCACCAUCACCCAUCAGAGGAACCCGUUCUUCGUACCCGCUGUUACGGCGCCUGCUGCCGGCGGGCCGCCCAGGUUUCACAGUGCCGCCAGCACGGUGAUGCAGCUGGUCGGCUCGCUGUACCUGCUCUACUUUCCCUACUGCGGUCUGAUCCUGUGGGAAGCUUGUGGCAGCGGAGGCAGCUCUGGAAUGUCCAGCGCCGGCUCCGUCAUGGGCACCGGCGUCGGAAGCGGCGACGGAGACGUCGUCGGCAGCCCGAUACCUCAUCCCUCACGGCUCCACGCGCAUCCGCGCUUCGCGUCCUUGGCCUCGCUGUUGCUCGCCUGCUCGCCGCCCAUCAACGGCCUCCUCUACGGCCUCAAAUCACGAACGCUACGGCGCUCGGUGCAGAACUACUGGCGCAAAAAGGCCACCAAGAGCGAGCUGCAGCAGGAGAUCCAGGCGCGCACGCCAAGCGCUGCAGGCUCGAGGCGGCCCUCGGGAAGCGGGCCGACUUCCUCGUUCUUUCAAUUCCCGCCUCUGCAGCGCCGGCUCAGCGAGGCCCUCAUCGCUCUGGGCAACUGUCGGACCGGCGCCGCUGGUCCGGGGAUAUUCGGCAGCGGAAACAUCGCCGGGGUCUUUCAUCGCACCAGGCUGCAGCCCGCAGCCAGCUGCAACACCCUUAGAGUGCCAAACGCCGAGCUCGGCGAGAGCGGCCGACUGGUGCGUUCGAGCGCGAGCGCGGUCAGCCUGAUGGCAGCCCACUACCGUAGCGACUUCGUCAUCGGCGGCAGCAUCUCCGAAACUGCCGCUCACAGCAGCGUCAACGGCGUCCUGAGCAGCCAGGAAACGCCAAAGCGCAGCCCGCGCAUACUCAUCACGCGAGCCUACAGCGAGGAGAGCCAGGACGGCGCCGGCGGUGGCAGUCCUCUGCUCAGGCGACACUUCGCAGCCCCCAUCUCCGUGCCGCCCUGCGAGAAGCGCAGAUGGCGUCACCGGAGCAUCGAGAGCGAUAGCAGCACCGGCAGCAGCGACGCGAGCGUCUGGACGACAGGCGUCCAGGCGGCCAAGCCACCCCGUGGCUCCGGCAACCAUAAGAACUCCACGAACGCCGGGACCAUGCCCGAGAUGUGGCCAGGAAGCGGCAGACGUUUUACGCGGGUCAAGACUCUCGAGGAGGGCGCGGCUGUAUUCUCGGCGGUCAACCUCGUCAGGCCGAGCAACAACAGCGAGAGCAGCGAUACCACGACGGACACCACUACCACGACCACCGCCAACUCGAGUCUUCUCAUCAAGUCGGCUUCGCGAGGUUUGCAUCAGGAGCGUCGCGGAGUCGCGGUAGAACGCGAGGAAGUAGUGGCCAAGGAAGAUCUCGCCAGUGAUUGCGACGAGGAAGACGAGGAUAAGGAGAUGAGGGAGCGGGGAAUGCCCGACGGCGAGGAGGAGCAACAUCAGGACCGGGUCACGCGUAGCGACAGCUCGAGCAGCUGGAGCUGCGCCGACGAUACCGUCCACUCGGCUCUCGACAACUCCCGGGGCUCCACGGACGACGGGCUCGUCAUACGGCCCGUCGGCGAGACGGCCGAGAACGAAGGCCAAGAGCCGUCGAGGAGAAGUCCUCCCGAGAAGGAUACGGAGCCGAGGGAAGAGGACGAGUCUUUGCAUCCGGUCGAUCGACGCCCGCGCCGGAAAUCGCGAAUCGUUCGCAAGGCAGAAGCCACCGCGGAGGACCAGGACCAAGCGGCCAGCCAGUUACGGCCUCUGCUCACGUCCUCCUCCUAGCCACUGCUGCUCACGCUGAGACAGGAGACUCGCGACCCUCGUCCAGUCUGGAUCUAGGAUGUAUGUUAGAUCACGUAGUCUUCUGGCUCGGAAUAACGAGCGGGUUAACUCUCCUUCGCACCACAGCAGCUUUAUAUGAUAAACGCCAGCUCUCUCUCUCUCUCUCUCUCUCUCUCUCUCUCUCUCUCUCUCUCUCUCUCUCCGACGGUUAUUAUUGUACCCGCGCGUUCCAUCUUUCCCCGCGAGAUGAUCGCGCUCGUUAUUUCUUCGGCGGAGCUCUUUAUUUAACUUUUCCGCCGUGUGGAGAGAAAGACCGGUGGAAGUUUUUCUACUUGUACUUAUGAGCGAUGUACGCUUGCGAAUCGAUUUCCUUUUUCUCAACUGGACCCGCCACGGUGCGAAGAUAGUACGCAGUGCAUGCACGCGGUGAUUAUCGAAAAAUUAACGGUCAGCCGAAGCGGGGAAGGGUUUUGAGUAGCAGGUACAAAUUAUGCGCGUCGAGAGUUUCGCGAGGAACAACGUUAUACGCAGCCGACUUCGUUCGGAAAUUCGAGUCUCCCCGAAAUCCUAAACCCAAUUACACAGCGAGCGGGCUCCGCGCGACAACUUUCGUACUUGGAAAGCUCGCGCUGCGUACGUAUAGGUAUAUAGGGUAUAUGCGCUGACGGGAGAGGACUGCAGCUCGCCGGGUAAGAAUUCUAUUAUAGCUGAAUUUGUAUAGUUUUCAGCGCCACUGACGCUGUGCUACUUGUGAUCUUGUUGACUCAUUUCCUUUUCUUUUAUAGACACACACGCGAAACGACUGUUAUACACUCGUUUUAGUUGAAUUUUUCUAUGUUUUGUUGCGUCGGUCUGUUUCGUUGGGGAGAGAUUACUCCGUUGUGCAGAGUCUUGUGAUACGCGAAUACGAUAAUAUAGAAUGGGAGCUCGCGCGGAAGAAACUCGGCAAGUACGGCUAUAAAACACUCGUGUGUAUAGUUUUACUAACGAAGGAAAUUGAUAUUAGAGAAAAUGUGCAUAAUUGUGUAUUUUGAGAUGACCAUACCUUGAGAAGAUAUUUUUGUAAACACGCGUACAAGAUGACUCGUUAAAAUUGUUUGAGAAAUAAAAGAAGCUUUAGUUUUCAAUUAGACGCGUCGUAUGAUCGUCGUUCAUUUGACACUCGCUCUUGUGAAAGGCUUAUGGGGGACAAGAAGAAAAAUAUUUUCCUAAAAUUGAGAGAGUGUAUAUUAUCGAGCAAAAGAAUAUAAGCAACAAUGAGAUGAGCGAAAAGUUAUUAUUAAUUCCUCAGGAUUAUAACCAAAGCAACAACGUUCCUCAAAGCACGCGAACACAGCAAUCGCGUGUGCACCUAUAAAGCAUAUAACGAUGUAUGUUCACGAAGAGAAAAUAAAGGCAAAAAUAAUGCGACACAUUCCUUAUGAUAUAUUUUCAAACGAUCGCGUCCCGAUGGGACGCCGUUGUAUCGACAUAUCCUAAAAUUAUAUUUUUGUACUUCCAUUAUCGGUCGCCAAGUCGAGUGCCGACUCGCGGUGCUUUUAAGUAAGAUAAAAAAAAUAAUAAUAAUGUUAUAAUAAUGACAGAAGCAUACGUAUAAUACAGACACACACGCAUACACAGGCAAAUAUUUAUUAGUCAUCGUAUAUUCGUCCAGUUGCAUUCCCGUCUCUGUCCUUAUAUUCCCUUCUUAUAAGCUUUUGCGAAUAAAGUCAUGUUAAAUUCAAACGUAAAUCGAUAUUCGUAGAUUGAAAUAGUUUGUCUGACCUCCUUUGCAGUUCUUAAUUGUUCUGAAGGAUAUAACAGCAGUAAAAAUAUACUUGCCUCGAAAAUUAAAUUAGAGCUCGAUUAAGAAACAAACAUUGAUACUUAAUAUUAUAGUUUCGAUUUGUAUCUGCAGCAAGCGACUAAAUGUUGACAAUCAUAAUUUUUCUUUGAUAUACACUUAUUGAAUUAAUUUACUUUCUCAAUGAUCUUGGCAUAUAUUACAUUUCAAGAGGGCGAAUAAGCAACUAAUUUGUUUGUAAUACCGAAUUGCGAUCAACCACGACAUAGUUGCGAGAUAUUUAUAAUGUAUAAACUUCAAACUUUGUUGAAUCAUUGAAUGAUUAAUAAUUAUGUAAUAAUAAUAGGGCAACUAUUACGUCGUGGUUCAUCGUAAUUUCAUUCUUAUUAUUUUUUAUAAGUAAAUUAGUUGCGUCUGCUUGUAUAAUAUUAUGGCGUUACUUUGACUUUUUAAUAGACUUAUUCAGGCCUCCUUAACAAAAAAGCAUUUCAAACUAUCAGUAAUUGAGUCCUUUCUCGUGUUUCUGCAACUUAUAUUCGACUCUUAGUACAUACAAUACUUCAUUUACUGCAUUGUCAUGGGUACAAGCGAGGCCAGCGAAAUGUGAUAUAUUUGUAAAUUUCAAUGGAUAUUCAAGUCGUUGCGCUUACGUAACAGUUUAUCAUUCAAAAAUUGUAAAGCUAUUAUUUAAUGCCUAUAGGAUGACAAACAAUUCGUAACGUAAGACACAGUGCAAUAAAAAUUAAAACCUGACAUUUUCUCGGUAGUUCGCAGCGUCUAUGUUUUGUACAGGCACAUGACAAAAUAACAUAGCCGCAGCUUGAUUGUAUGGAUUUAAAUUAAACGCGAAGACAUGCAGGGAGAUGUUACUAUAUGUGUCGUGUUGUUCGUUGUAAAAAAAGUCUCGCUUUUCUCCCUUCUCUGAUUUACCAUGUAGAGGCACAAGUUUCAACUCUAUCGAUCGUUGUCGAUGACAAGUGCCAUCGUUCGUUCACGCGUAAUGUAAGUACGACAGUGUAUAUAUAAAUGUAUAUUUAUGAAAUGAGAACAAUCGAAGGGAUCAAUGACACGAUAUUCGAAUCCCUUAAGAUGAGGUAUUUUUAUGACCGUAUCGGGACAUUUGUACAAAAGGACAUUUACUUUAUUUCAAAGUUUUAAAAAACCAUGCUAAGCUGAAUGUGUCCAUUGUAAAUAUCAAUGCAAAUAGUAGUUUAGUGUCUUCAGAAGUCACUUACUUUAGUAGCAAAGAAAUUGUAACGUAUAUAUAGCUAAGGAUAAUUCCCAUGAAUCCAAAUUAUUGAUAAGAGUGUUAUAUAAAGUAUGGUACCUCGUAAUGAAAUUUAAUGUUAUAUUAUUCGAAUAAAAUGUUCAUAGCAUUAUAAACUUA